Molecule: messenger RNA, 4592 nt
Organism: Conger conger (European conger)
Lineage: Eukaryota; Metazoa; Chordata; Actinopteri; Anguilliformes; Congridae
Gene: pak5
Product: p21 protein (Cdc42/Rac)-activated kinase 5
Exons: 9
Coding region: 323-2521 (732 amino acids)
Biological process (GO): protein phosphorylation; intracellular signal transduction; regulation of MAPK cascade
Cellular component (GO): cytoplasm
Molecular function (GO): ATP binding; protein serine/threonine kinase activity
Source: RefSeq, a predicted model, not a curated record
GGCCGCCGAUGUCUCCGUGUUUGUGGAAUACACCGCGUUUGCUGUGCCACACGGUCUUCCGUAAACCGCACAUCACACGGCGCGGCUUCGACUCAGGUGCUCCCGUUUCAAAGCGCUCGUACGCCCGAAGCGCCGCUCCUCAGCAGCCCGGAUGUAGCACACUGUCUUCGCAUCAAUACCGGAUUGUAAAGCACACUGGACACUGAUAACAUGGCGCUGGCAGCAACAUAACGGUUCCCACAAUAACACUCCAAAAAUAUAAUAACCAGCGGGACAUGUAAGGCCGUUAAACAAGACAGCAGGUUCGCGGGCGAUCUCCAGCAUGUUUGGGAAGAAGAAGAAGAGGUUGGAGAUCUCCGCCCCGUCUAACUUCCAGCACCGGGUCCACACCGGGUUCGACCCGCGGCAGCAGAAGUUCACCGGCCUGCCGCAGCAGUGGCAGAGUCUGCUGGCCGACACCGCCUGCCGGCCCAAACCCAUGGUGGACCCGUCCUACAUCACCCCCAUCCAGCUCGCCCCCAUGAAGACGAUCGUGAGGGGCAGCAGGGUGCAGAAGGACUCCUCCAUUAACGGGCUGCUGGAGGAGUUCGACAGCGUCUCGGUCACUCGCUCCAACUCACUGCGCAAGGAGAGCCCCCCCGGGGCCAAACCGGCCCCCGCCCCCGCCUCCUCCCGCCCCCCGGAGGAGAACGGCUUCAGCCACUACUACUCCCCCCAGGACCUGCUCCUGCCGGGCGAGGGCCCGCGUGAGGGGGGGUGGGCCUCCCGGCCGUACCGCCUGGGCAAACAGAACGGCCACUCCGCCCGCAGCCCCUUCUACCCCGACGCCAUGCCACAGAAGUCCGACUACGCCGCCGGCAAAAUGCCGCCCGACUACCACACCUACCUGGAGACCAAGGUGCGGUCGGACCUGGAGCUGUCCGCGGGCGCGGCCGGGGGCGGGGCCAUGGCGGGGGCGGGCGGGUACUUCCGCGCGUCCGUGGGGAGCUCCGCCCUGGACUACACGCCCUCCCGCUCGUCUGUGCAGAGCGAGCAGACGCACUACGGCCCCGAGGGGGGGGGCCGGGGCGAGUGGGGGUACGGGUCGCCCCCCAGGGAAGACUACGAGAAGCGCCCCAAGUCCUCCUACGCCAGCCAGCCCAGCCCCCAGCCCACCAUCCGCCAGCGCUCCCGGUCCGGAUCGGGCCUCCAGGAGCCCAACCCGCCCUACGCCACCAGCGCCUUCAGAUCCCCCCAGCAGGGCCCCUACAGCUCCUACACCUACCCCCGCCUCUCAGAGACCGCCAGCGCCACCCAGGGGAUGCCCAAGGACUAUGACAGGUUCUCCCGGGAGGGCAGCCCCUCGGUGCCGGGGGUUGAGACGUACCCGCGGGGGGGGCCCCUAAAACUACCUCAGAGCAGCCAGCCGCCGUACCCCGGCUCCUUCCAGUACCCCCCCACCUUCCACUACAAGCCCUCUCCCUACCACCUCCCGCCAGCCCAGCCCAGCCCCCCCUACACCCCGCAGGGGGCCUACUCCCAGCCCAGCCCCCCCUACACCCCGCAGGGGGCCUACUCCCAGCCCUCCUCCCCCUACAUCCCGCCCGGGGCCUACCCCCCGCCCAGCUGGGGCUCUGCGUCGGACCACGCCCCCUCGCGCGUGUCGCACGAGCAGUUCCGCGCCGCGCUGCAGCUGGUGGUGAACCCGGGCGACCCGCGCCAGUACCUGCACAACUUCAUCAAGAUCGGGGAGGGCUCCACCGGCAUCGUGUGCAUCGCCACGCAGACGCACAGCGGCAAGCAGGUCGCCGUCAAGAAGAUGGACCUGCGCAAGCAGCAGAGGAGGGAGCUGCUCUUCAACGAGGUGGUGAUCAUGCGGGACUAUCAUCAUGAGAAUGUGGUGGACAUGUACAACAGCUACCUGGUGGGGGAUGAACUCUGGGUCGUCAUGGAGUUCCUAGAGGGUGGAGCCUUGACCGACAUCGUCACUCACACCAGGAUGAACGAGGAGCAGAUCGCCACCGUCUGUCUGUCUGUCCUGAGGGCCCUGUCCUACCUGCACACACAGGGCGUGAUCCACCGAGACAUCAAGAGCGACUCCAUCCUGCUCACCAGCGAUGGCAGGAUUAAGCUGUCCGACUUCGGCUUCUGCGCCCAGGUGUCCCCGGAAGUGCCGAAGAGGAAGUCUCUGGUCGGCACGCCUUAUUGGAUGGCCCCUGAGGUCAUUUCCAGGUUGCCGUACGGCACUGAGGUGGAUAUCUGGUCUCUGGGCAUCAUGGUGAUAGAGAUGGUCGACGGAGAGCCCCCCUAUUUUAACGAGCCCCCCCUGCAAGCCAUGAGGAGAAUCCGGGACAACCUGCCCCCCCGGUUAAAAGAGCCCCACAAGGUGUCCUCCGUGCUGCGGGCCUUCCUGGACCUGAUGCUGGUGCGGGAGCCCUCGCAGCGGGCCGCGGCCCCAGAGCUCCUGCAGCACCCCUUCCUGAAGCUCUCUGGCGCCCCCUCCUGCAUCGUCCCGCUCAUGCGGCACUACCGCCACCCCUGAGCAGCCAGCAGGGCGGCGCCACCCCACCCCCUGGACACUCACACCUUUACCGUAGCGUAGGAACAACACCUGUGUUUCCCAAAAUACACAACCGAACGAACGGGAGAGUGAAGUCCUGCACCAUGGGACACCAGAACGGCUGUCGCUGGGCAGGGAAUUACAGGAGACUGUGUAUGUGUGUGUGUGUGUGUGUGUGUGUAUAGAGAAUGAGUGAGUGAGUGAGUGUGUGUGUGUGUGUGUGUGAGUGUGUGUUUGUGUAAGUGUGGAUGUGCGUGCGUGUGUAGACUGUGUGUGUGUGUGUGUGUGUGUGUGUAGAGAAUGAGUGAGUGAGUGAGUGUGUGUGUAGAGAGUGUGUGAGUGUGUGUGUGUGUGUGUGUGAGUGUGUGAAUGUGUGUGUGUAGAGAGUGUGUGAGUGUGUGCAUGUGUGUGUAGAGAGUGUGUGAGACUGUGUGAGUGUGUGUGUGUGUGUGUGAGACUGUGUGUGAGUGUGAUUGUGUGUGUGAGUGUGUGCGUGUGUGUAGAGAGUGUGUGAGACUGUGUGAGUGUGUGUGUGAGUGUGUGUGUGUGUGUGUGAGACUGUGUGUGAGUGUGAUUGUGUGUGUGUGUGUGUGUGUGUGUGUGAGUGUGUGAAUGUGUGUGUGUAGAGAGUGUGUGUGUGUGAGUGUGUGCGUGUGUGUAGAGAGUGUGUGAGACUGUGUGAGUGUGUGUGUGAGUGUGUGUGUGAGACUGUGUGUGUGUGUGUGUGUGUGUGUGUGUGUGUUAGGGGGAUGUUGGGUGCAGCUUGCUGUCUAUAGGCAGUGUGUAGCCAUGUACAGAGCCACUGAACAGAGCUUUAAAGGAGAGAUUGUCUGCCGGACAGCGAGAAAGAUCCAGCCCUCUGAUUGGCCAGUCCAUCAUUGGCCGUUACAGCUCUGACCCAGUGAUUGGCUGGUGCUGUUCACUCAGGGCCUAUCAGAGGAGCUGAGGGCCUAUCAGAGAACCCCUGUGGGUGAAUGGCUCUAUUUCUUUGGUUGUUAAAAAAAAAAAAAAAAAAAAAAAAAAAAUUAUAAUCUUUAAUCUUUUCACUUUUAUCUUCUAACACUAACAAUGUAAUGUAUUUUAGAUCAACUGUAAUUUCCUGUACAGUUUUGAUAAUCAGUAUUUUUGUUGUGAUGUAACCAUUGUGAUAUGGGCAGUGUUAAAUAUAAUUAUUAAGUAUAAUUAUGAGAGUUUCCGCAAAGAUCUUUCCUACUAUUUAUAUCCAUUUUUUGAUUGAAAAGUGAAGAGAUGCUAAAUAAACCAACCCUUACCUGUUACCAAAAACAACUAGAAUAUAUUUAUUAUCACUCCGUGACAUUUAUAGACAGAAUUUCAGGGCAAUUGUGGGGGAGGGGGGAGAGGUUCAAGGAAGAAUUUUAUAUACUGUUUAAAGUAUUAUUUAUUUUUUGAAUUGAAAAUUUAUUUUUCAGUAGUGUAGUUUUUUUAUUUUAUUUUUUUCUAAAUAUCAGCAGGACGUGAUGUGGGGAUUAUGUCACCUGAGCAAUAUUCCUCUGUUGUUAAGACAUUUUCUUAAUUUAGACUCAGUAGUAUCAAAGACUUUGGGGGAAGAAGCUUGCCAGUCCCUGUGAGCAGGGGGUUCAGAGUUCAGUUGGACCCAGUCGUUCCCCUUACUGUGUGUAAAUGCGAAAUUAAAGCCAAUGCCGUCAACCACAUUUAGCAAUACUUAAAUAAACGCGUUUUAGAAAAGAAAAUGGCGAUCAUGUUUCUAUGUAUGGUCCAUUCAUUCAUAAAUCAUUUUAAACCUACUACUGUAGACUUUAUAGUUAUGUAACCAAAAUGAUUACUUGUCGGAUCUUAAUUCUAACCGAUCACUUACUGUUAGGCAAAACCCACCCCACCCCAGGUUUGGUAUAAUCUGAACUUCUCAUUCAGUGUGUUUCUGUAAAUAUGAACACGUUUGCUGCUGUUUAAAACAUUGAUGAAUGUUCAAACUUGAAUGGCUAAUACUUAACCGUGGUGUUGCUUGUAGAGUGAAACUGCAUGUUUGUUAUAAGUUAAGCUGGUUUUAAAUUAAAUAACAAAAACACAGAAA